AUGGACAACACCAAUCCAGACUCGUCUGUUUCCCAUCCGGACGCACAUCAUUCAGAGCCAGUCACCAGCGUUGCUGCAAUCCCCAAUGCGUCAACCCCGCCGACCACCUCGUCUCCACAUACCAUAUCGUCUCCGCCCAUACCUAAAACAGAAGAAACAUUAGUAUGGGAGGACACCCAUAGACCUGCGAUGACAGCACAAGAAUUCGCCAUUCACAGGAGAAUCACGGAGAGGCUGUCUCGGAUGAUAGCACAGAUGGACAAGGACAGCGAAGAGAGAGCCAGGGACCGAGAAGAAAGAAACAAGGACAGAGAAGAAAGGAAACGUGAGUGGCAGGAAGAGAUGGACAAGGACAGAGAAGAAAGGAAAAGGUACAGAGAAGAACAACGAGAAUGGUUCAAGCAAAAAAUGGCCCAAUUAGAGAACCCAACUACAACCACUACGGAAGAGGCUGAAGCUAGAUGUGCAAUAAUAGCAACAGAGAUUGCUGACAUGCUUGGUCUGGAAAAGUCAGAACAUACUGGAGCAAUUAAAGAUGUGAUCGUGAAAUCGGACCAAUUCUCUAACAAACUCAGUGCCAGAACGGAAGAGACGUCCCAGAUCAUGGCGCCAGCAAAUAAAUACAGCACAAGCAUGGAGGAUAAACCUACCCAGCAUGUCUAUGUUGAAGCCGACCCGUAUCUCGCCGAAAACCGAGAAGAGCCGGAGGACGCCAUCCAUCAAUCCGAGGGACAGCCCAGACCGUCGACGGCUAACAACAAUUCAAACCAACAACAUCGAAGGGAGAACAUAAUAAACACCGACCCGGAACAGGACCGCAAACCGGAGAACAUAGAGGAAAAGUCUAGUCCCGAGGAUAGUGUAGCCAUGGACGUAGACCAACCCAUGAAAAUUGAGGAGGUGCAGAAGCCCCUAGAUAUGGAUAUAGAUCUUCCCAAAACUGAUGGUAUUAAGCCACAGGUUGCGUCCUUCAAGGAAGAUGUUGUAGUGAAGCCUCCUGAGGACGUCGUUUGUAAAAAUGAGGAUGUUGAUAGUGAGAUUAGGAGAGGUGUGAGGAAAGAGGAGGAGACUGCUAGAAGCAACUAUGAGGAAGAAGUGAGAAGAGAAGAGGAUAGGAGCAACUUCAGUGAAGAUGUUAGGAAAAUAGAGGAGAAUAACCUGACUAACAACGACCAAUCCUUCCAAACCUGUCUACCCCUCGAGAUCAUCAGCACCAGAACGGAAGAGACGUCCCAGAUCAUGGCGCCAACAAACAGAUACAGUAUAAGCAUGGAGGAUCAACCUACCCAGCAUGUCCAUGUUGGAGCCAAUCCGUAUCCCGCCGAACACAGAGAGGAGCCGGAGGACGCCAUCCACCAAUCCGAGGGACAGCCCAAACCGUCGAUGGCCGGCAUCACCAAUCCACCGAAGACACCUCCUGUAACAAACAAAACCGGCAAACAUCAUAACCUGUCACAUUAUCACAAUAACAGAAGAUAA
Messenger RNA from Nilaparvata lugens (brown planthopper), 1479 nucleotides. RefSeq names its product glutamic acid-rich protein-like. The transcript has a single exon. The coding region runs from base 1 to 1479 and encodes 492 amino acids. The record is from RefSeq and is a predicted model, not a curated record. NCBI's taxonomy places the organism in Eukaryota, Metazoa, Arthropoda, Insecta, Hemiptera, Delphacidae.